AUGCGUGGGCCAUUCAUCGCUUUGUGUUUGAUCGCUUCAAUUUCUUCGCGCUCAGUGCAAGGUCAGCCAAUUGCUGGAAAUGAGCUGCGCGCGCGCGCUCCGCCGGAUCCCACCCAGUCGGAAAAGACCUCUGCUUCGGGAACGAGUUGGGAUCGUCCGGCCAAAAUUCAAAAGGUUUCUGCGCCGCACGGACAGGACGUCCAGGACGUACAGCGCAAGACCGACCGACGUGAGUCAGCUUUGAUGAUUUGAGGUGUGUGGGAUGACCUAGUGACGCGUUUAUCGGUCCCGCCAACUCGCGGUCAGGCUUGGCUCGUGCAAAAGCUCGCGAGGCUGCUGCUGUGCACUGGAGCUACCUCGACGAUGUGGAUAGGGCGAGCACCUCCUUGACUGCCACAACCCCCGUUCGAACAUGGAAUAAAUCACCUGUGGGAGCGAGUAGCAGUCCGCUCAGGUCUAAUGCGAGAUGGCAACACACGAUUCGACAGUUCAAGACGACGCCCCAUUUGGCUCUGCGCAAGUCCGUCUCCCCAUCUAGAUCGAGCUUUCUGAGCGGCUACAGCGCAUCAGGCUCCGAAGCAGGCAAACCUCGCAAUAAAGGUACAGCUACGACUUCAACUUCUUCCACGUCCACCUCGACGAGCGCGGGGGAGCUUGCGCAUGAUGCGGAGAGCGCAUUGAAGAAAGGAAUGGGCCACGUGUUGAUGUGA
Messenger RNA from Ceraceosorus bombacis, 710 nucleotides. Lineage: Eukaryota; Fungi; Basidiomycota; Exobasidiomycetes; Ceraceosorales; Ceraceosoraceae. The record is from the annotation of a GenBank genome assembly.